Messenger RNA from Aspergillus clavatus NRRL 1, 1971 nucleotides. RefSeq names its product acetyltransferase SAS4-like domain-containing protein. The transcript has a single exon. The record is from RefSeq and is a predicted model, not a curated record. Gene Ontology annotation, molecular function: histone acetyltransferase activity. NCBI's taxonomy places the organism in Eukaryota, Fungi, Ascomycota, Eurotiomycetes, Eurotiales, Aspergillaceae. Bases 1 to 1971 code for a protein of 656 amino acids. Gene Ontology annotation, cellular component: SAS acetyltransferase complex.
AUGGCGGUUCGAUCGAGGUCAUCGCUACGCUUCGCCGUGCGACGGGAUGAUCAUGGUGCUGGUCAUCAUGACGACGAUCGCGAUGACUUUGACGAUGCGCGGCUCUCUUCGCCUCCUGCAAAGCGGCCUCGGCUUCAGCAGCAGCCGUCGUCUCGUCGUCGCAAAAGCUCUCCUGAUCUGCUCAAUACCACCAUUGAGAAUCCCAAUCAUUCUUCCUCCAAAACUCCCCAAUUCGUGCGACACGCCACCCACUCUCCGCUCCCUCCGUCGCGCUCCUCUACGCGCCGCCCGUUACCUCUCUCCGCUGUCGGCGACCGUGCUUCCUCCUCGGCCUCCUCCGCCUCAGUAUCCUCCUCCUCGUCAGCUUCCUCCGCUCGUGUGCUUCCUGUCGGCACCCCAUGCACUACAGGACAAACCAAUGACCGACAUCACACGCCGCUCUCCACUUCAGCUGCGCUAUACAUGCGUGGUGGCGGUCGCGAAUCGCCCGAUCCCUUAGAUACCAUCUCUCCCGCUCCGGCCACCAAGAUCAUUCCACCUCGCAGAGCUCCCACCACAUCUACUCCCAAUUCGACCACGCGUUCGACUCGUCAUUCUACCCGUUCACAACCUCAUCCCUCUUCGGACGGCGCAUCGGAGAACCUCCCCGCACGGUCGCACAGUCGCUCGUCGCGGAAAGCUACAACUGUCAACCAUGCAAGCGAAUCGCAACCGCUACCACAAGUGCAGUCACCGUCACAGUCGCAAUUACAACCGCAAUCGCAAUCGCAGCCUAAUGGAGAACACCCUACUGCCAGUCCAGCUGCGCCGGAGCAGCGACGGUCGCUCCGGUCAAACGAUACCGGCUUACGAGCGCGAAGCGAACUCGCGCCGUACUUCUGGAACUAUGAGCAAAUUUUGAGCCUCGAGCCACCCAAGACGACGGAGCUUCUCACCGAAAACACAUCGAUCAAGUUGAUUGAUGAUCUAUCCAAACCUCUUGCGGCCCUCAUACCACCGCUCGAGCCAGAAUCACCGUUUGGAAAUCCUCUCUUGCAGCUGCAUGAGUGCGAGAAGAUCACCCUGCCGAAACCAGACCCAGCGUCUGGACCGACCACAGCAACCGCCGAUCUCGUCGACGAGGAUCCCCUCGAUGAAGGACAUUAUUUCCGCGCUCAUCGGAGGAUGGAGAGGCAGGAGAAACAGCUCCGUAACAUCGAAAGAGAGCGCGCCCAGCACGAAAAACUGCAACUGGAGCGUUUGCUGGACGAACUCAAGGGUCACGACUGGCCCCGCGUAAUGGGCCUCACGGGCAUCGCCGACCCGGAGAAGAAGCUCUACGAACCCAAACGCGACUAUUUCAUCAAGGAGAUCUCCUCCCUCAUUAAGAAAUUCCAGAUCUGGAAAGAAGAAGAGAAGCGCCGGAAGCUCGAAAAGGAGAAGUCCUCGGCCCACGCGGAGUCCACACCCCCCGCUGCCGCUACCUCCCAACCUCCGCGUCGCAAGCGCCUCUCCGAAGCACUCGAUGAGCCCACCGCCAACGGUGCCGGCCACGGUGUCCCGGGCUCAGACGACCCAGACCCCAGCGACGUCGAUGCCUGGGCCGCCCACCAACUCCAGCAAGAAGCCCGCUCCGCCACCGGCGGAAAGCGGUCCAAAUCAUCAACAGACGGCCCCCGGCGCCGCAAAUCAUCCGGCAACAAGCCAGCGAUCUCUACCUCUGCUCCUCCUGCCCAUCCUACCCCGGCUCCCGCACAAAUACCCACCCCGCCUCCGCCAGACCAACCCUUCACCUCGUUCUUCGCGAAGCCGCACCUACGCGAGGCCGCGCUAGGCCCGCACCGCAAGGGCCACGUGCGCAUGGCCUUCGGCCACCCGCUUCCCAAACUCGAGGAGCGCGAGUUCCAGCCUCCAGUAGACAUAUUAACGCCGGAGGCGAUCGAUGCCUGUCGACGGAAACGAAGGCGGAUGAGGCGGGAGAGUCGGGGGUGA